AUGGCUCAUCAGGAGAAAGCAACAAGUGGAGUGGAGUGGAGAAUAACUUUGGGAGAUGGUUCUUCAAAGAGUUUGGUCCCAGAGGCAGGGUUUGUCAGCAGAAUCUGGAUGGGGCUAAAGGGUCUGUUAGCAGGUUUGGUUUUGAAAGUGUCGAAGUUCUUAAAGAAAGCAUGGGAUUUAGGGGUAGAUGACCCUAGGAAAGUGAUCCAUUGUCUAAAAGUAGGAACGGCACUCGCUGUUGUCUCACUCUUUUACUUCAUGAGACCUUUGUAUGAAGGUGUGGGUGGAAAUGCUAUGUGGGCUAUAAUGACAGUUGUGGUUGUCUUUGAAAAUACUGUAGGUGCAACAAUAAGCAAAAGUUUGAAUAGAGUGUUUGGAACAACUCUUGCUGGGUUUCUUGCCUUUGGCGUUCAUUGGGUGGCUAGUCAGUCAGGACAGGAAUUUGAGCCCCUGAUCAUUGGAGCUGCAGUUUUCUUAUUAGCUUCUGCUGCAACCUUCUCCAGAUUUAUUCCCUCGGUAAAAGCUCGGUUCGACUAUGGAGCCCUGAUCUUUAUCCUCACUUUCUCCUUGGUUACUGUCUCUGGUUAUCGAGUGGAUAAAUUGUUUAACAUGGCUCAUCAAAGAAUGUCUACGAUUAUCAUCGGAACUUCUUUAUGCAUUCUCGUAACCAUGCUUAUUUGCCCCAUCUGGGCUGGUCAGGAGCUGCAUAAUCUUAUCAGCCGCAACAUGGACAAACUUGCCAAUGCUUUAGAUGGUUGUGUAGAAGAGUAUUUCGAUCAUAAUGGUGAACUUAAAGACAGCAAUAAGCAACCUGACAAGAAAUUGCUUGGUUAUAAAUGCGUUCUCAGUUCCAAGAGCACGGAGGAAUCCUUGAUCAAUUUUGCUAGAUGGGAGCCUGCGCAUGGCCGCUUCAACUUCAAACAUCCAUGGCAACAAUACCUUAAAGUUGGUGCAUCAAUGCGCAGCUGUGCUUACUGCAUCGAGGCUCUUAAUAGCUGCAUCGUUUCAGAAAAUCAGGCCCCUGAGCUCAUAAAGAAGCAUCUGAGCAAUAUUUGCCUGAAAGUGAGCUCCAACUCUUCCAGUGUCGUAAAAGAGGUAGCAAAAACUAUCAAGACAAUGAAAAAAUCAUCCUCCAUAGAUUUCUUGGUUGAAGAAAUGAGCAAUACGGUACAAGAUCUCCAAAAUGAAUUAAAAUCUCUUUCUAACGUGCUCAGUCCACCAGAAGUUUUACUUGCUGAGAGCAAGGAAACAAAAGAAACAACCUCCACAAUCCAUCUCCUGGAAGUUAUUCCGGCGGUAACUUUAGCCUCUUUACUGAUAGAAAUAUCUUCAAGGAUCCAAGCCAUUGUUGAAACGGUGGAAGAACUAGCUAACUUAGCUGAAUUCAAGGCUGAAGUUCAUGACAAGGCCAAACAAGAUCAACCCAAUAUUACUAGAAUUGCACCAUGUCAACUCAACGAUGAUCAGACACUUAGACCGGCUCUUGAAAGGGUCUGA
Molecule: messenger RNA, 1497 nt
Organism: Dovyalis caffra
Lineage: Eukaryota; Viridiplantae; Streptophyta; Magnoliopsida; Malpighiales; Salicaceae
Source: the annotation of a GenBank genome assembly